Messenger RNA from Scheffersomyces stipitis CBS 6054, 3210 nucleotides. It is a transcript of the gene SWE1, whose product is annotated as tyrosine protein kinase. Gene Ontology annotation, biological process: protein phosphorylation. The transcript has 3 exons. The record is from RefSeq and is a predicted model, not a curated record. The coding region runs from base 1 to 3210 and encodes 1069 amino acids. Gene Ontology annotation, molecular function: protein kinase activity; ATP binding. NCBI's taxonomy places the organism in Eukaryota, Fungi, Ascomycota, Pichiomycetes, Serinales, Debaryomycetaceae.
AUGAACCACCAACGCCCGUCGGUUUCUGGCGGAACGUCCUCCACCGCUGGAACCAACGGCAACUCGGUGACUACACCAUCGUCUAGAAGAACCAAUUCCUCUUCUUCUUCACUAUUGUCAUCUACUAAACACACACCAUAUGAAGAUCCCAGCAUCAGUCUCAUGACUCCCAAUCACAAAACAACAAAUACAACAGCAGGACAAACCAAGUACUUCACCAAUAACCAUUUUUCCCGGUCGUUCAACAGCUUGAUCUUGGACGAUAUCAAAGACGAGCUCAAUCCACAUCCCAGCGGGGGCUCUUCUCGUAAAAAGAUCAACAAGUCACCUCCAUUCAAUGUAAAACAAGAUUACUAUGGAGACAAAAUCGACGCCUAUCUUUUCGAAGAUGCCACAGAAAUAGACGGAAUGAAUGAUGACAACGACAACGAUAUAGAAAUUGGUCAAGACGAUCUCGACGAAGAGGACGAAUUUGAUGAUGACGAUGAUGAGUAUAAGGACGAAGAUAACGAUUACGAAGGACCCUUCUCUUCUACAUUAAGCAUCAUCAAACCCAAACGAGAAAAAGUACCAAAGAAACUGAUUCCCCAAAACUUGGUAACGAAAUCUAAACCGAUAGAUGAAACCUUAUUGCAUUCCGAUGAAGAAUCAGAAAAGCUUAAAUCGUCACAACAGUCUUCUAUAAAGAGAUCUUCCAAGUUCCUCAACUUGUCUAUAGAUUCGAAUUUCAAAGCGUUGAGCAAUAGAGUCAUGGAAGACAUAGACUCCAUAAGCGACUUGAACGAAAUCGAUUCCUCCAUUAUCGGAGCCGUAGCCCAGUCACUGAAACUACACACCAAAGAACAUACCCCUAUUAGCUUGAGUCCCGUGGCAACAAGAACACCUUUGCAUCUUAACAACACCAACAAGUUCAAGCGACCCCAUAAGUUGGUCAGCCAGUCUCCAUCACCAUCUUCCAAUAAAGGUUCAUCUACCACACUCUACCAACUUAGUCGCUCUUCACCUGAAAGAGUGCUACGUCACAAAAGCAGCGCACUCGACCAAGCCAAUCUCUAUUCGCCCUCGAAGUUAGGAAUGAAAGGUUUCAAGAUGUUCAAAAACGCCAAUCGAGACGCCAUAAUAUCACCUAAUAGGUCUACUCCAGAGAAAAAGAUAUCAACCAUUUUUGAUACCAAGAAUGAUCACUCUACUUCAAAGUUAAGAAAGACCUCAUUAAACUACAACAAGUCUCCUUUCAACAAGCCAAACUCGUCACCUCCAAUACCCUCACUAGAAUACUACAAUGUAGACGACUUAGAUGUUGAUAGUCCUUCCAGAAGCAGGAAGUUUUCUAAUUCUUCGAGCAACUCAAUUAUAAUAUAUCAAGAUGCAAAUGAGCAACAUAAGAAGAAGACUCUUUCAACCUUCCACACCACAUUGCCUCCAACGGCACCUUUGCGUCCAGACUAUGAUGAUAAAGAGAAUAGAAACUCAUAUCGUUUUGUCAAACCUCUUCAAACAGCUUUCAAAUCAACUGGAUUGGUGAAGAAGAACUGUGCAAAUACAGAAUCACGAAAAUUGCCUCCUGAAACUCCAGUCAAGAGGAAUCCACUUAUGAUAUUAAACACCAACAAGCCACUAAGCUCACAUAGUCUCACCAACAAUACUAUGGGCUUGGAAGGACUUCACGAGGAAAACCUGGAAGAGUCUAUUGAAAUAGGUAGAAAUAACUUGUCGUAUAAUUCAGGACUCAAUGAGUCUCAAACAAGCUUCUUUCGGAUCCCUUCAAGUUCAGCUCCAAACAAGGGACAUAUCUUGACCAAGGAAGAAAUAGAUAUGGAUUUGGGCUCAGAUGCUGAGCUUGGUAUACCAGAGACUCCAACCAAGUCAGUCAAGAAGUCACAUUCCACGCCAGCCAAUUUCAGUCCUUUGCAUUUGCUUCAUCCUCUUAAACCACCAUCGCUCAAGUUGUCAAACGAAGAACCUUCUACGCCUACUAAUUUGGUAUUUCUUGGUAAGGGCGUAAAAGUAGACGCUAAGACCGAAGAUCGAACUAUAAUGCAGAUAAUGAACCCUGAUGAUGAUACAAUCACGAGUUUCAAUCAACUGCAAGAAGUUAUUAAGCCGUCCAGAAUAGACGAUCAUUUGGUGAAUAAGUUCGGAAUGAAAAACAUCAAGUAUGUGGGCAGCGGGGAAUUUUCUAUUGCUUACGAGUGUCUUUUCCAGGACCAAAAGUUUGCUAUUAAGAGAUCUAAGAAACCCAUAGUCGGCAAAUUGGAGCGUAAAACAAUUAUGAGAGAAGUCGAAGCUUUGAGAGUGUUGACUUCUGUCAAAGAUAAUGAGAAAUUGAACUUACAGGAACAAGAAGAAGGGAAGGAGUACCUUGUAUACUUCAUUGAAGCGUGGGAAUUCAACAAUUACUAUUACAUCAUGACUGAAUUCUGUGACAACGGCACUCUCUUUGAUUUCUUGGAAGAGAACAAGAAUUAUAAGAUAGACGAGUUCAGAAUCUGGAAGAUAUUGAUAGAAAUUCUCAAUGGGUUGAAGUUCAUUCAUCUGAAGAACUAUCUUCAUCUAGACUUGAAGCCGGCUAACAUUUUUGUUACAUUUGAAGGAUCAUUGAAAAUUGGAGACUUUGGUUUGGCCACCAAGUUGCCGAUUUUAGAAAAAGACUUUGACUUGGAGGGAGACCGCAACUACAUUGCUCCCGAAUUGAUCAACGACAAGAUAUAUACACCAUUUGCCGAUAUCUUUAGCGUUGGGUUGAUGAUCUUGGAAAUUGCUGCCAACAUCAUCUUACCGGACAAUGGUACGCCAUGGCGGAAGCUACGUAGUGGAGAUUUAAGCGAUGCAGGGAAGUUGUCCAGUGACAAUAUUAGCAUUUUUUUGCAACAUCAAAACUUUUCAUCUACGACGUCAUACAAUACGAACGAAAAGAAUUUGCUCACCCCGAAUGUACCUACAGUUGCAACCAGUGGUUGUAGUACUUCGACCAUACGCAAUAUUCGCGACUUGAUUCCAGCGUGGGCUCCGGAAUUUCUAAUCAGUGGAGAUCUGAUGAUCUUGGACAAGUUGGUCAACAAGAUGUUGCGCCCCAACCCAUUUGAUCGUCCCAACGCUACAAUGAUUUUAGAGAUGGACGAGUGUGUAACUAUUGAAAAUCUUCGCAAGGCUGGAGCAACUAUCUUCGAAGGAGAGUUUGGUCCCAACCCCAACGACGACGAAGAAUAG